Messenger RNA from Scedosporium apiospermum, 972 nucleotides. RefSeq names its product Thiamine thiazole synthase. Gene Ontology annotation, biological process: thiamine biosynthetic process. The record is from RefSeq and is a predicted model, not a curated record. Lineage: Eukaryota; Fungi; Ascomycota; Sordariomycetes; Microascales; Microascaceae. The transcript is spliced from 3 exons. The coding region runs from base 1 to 972 and encodes 323 amino acids.
AUGGCUCCCCACGCUUCCACUGGCUCUUUCUCGGAAUCCGAGUACACAGUCCCCGUCUUCGCCAAGAAGCAAGUUGCCUCCUCCCCUGAUGCAACCCUCACCAAGCCCGUCACCGACAUGAUGGGCAACUGGGACACCUUCACCUUCGCCCCCAUCCGCGAAUCCCAGGUCUCCCGCGCCAUGACCCGCCGCUACUUCGCCGACCUCGACGCCUACGCCGAAUCCGACAUCGUCAUCAUUGGCGCCGGAUCCUGCGGCCUCUCCGCCGCCUACACCCUCGGCACCCUCCGCCCGGACCUGCGCAUCGCCAUCAUCGAGGCCGGUGUUGCUCCGGGAGGCGGUGCCUGGUUGGGCGGCCAGCUCUUCUCAGCCAUGAUUAUGCGGAAGCCCGCUGAUGUCUUUUUGGCCGAGCUGGGUGUUCCGUUUGAGGAUGAGGGCGAUUAUGUUGUUGUGAAGCAUGCGGCGCUUUUCACUUCGACGGUGUUGAGCAAGGUGCUUGCGUUGCCGAAUGUCAAGCUUUUUAAUGCUACGGCUGUGGAGGAUUUGAUUACGAGGCCCGAGGAGGAUGGCGUGAGGAUUGCGGGUGUCGUUACCAAUUGGACUUUGGUUUCCAUGCAUCAUGAUGACCAGAGCUGCAUGGAUCCGAACACGAUUAACGCGCCUGUUGUAAUUUCUACCACUGGUCAUGAUGGCCCCAUGGGCGCAUUCUCCGUCAAGCGCCUCGUCAGCAUGCAGCGCGUCGAAAAGCUCGGCGGCAUGCGCGGUCUUGACAUGGCUCGCGCCGAGGAUGCCAUCGUCAAGGGCACUCGUGAGAUUGUCCCCGGUUUGAUUGUCGGAGGCAUGGAGCUCUCCGAGAUGGACGGCUCGAACCGCAUGGGUCCUACCUUUGGUGCUAUGGCUUUGAGCGGUGUCAAGGCUGCCGAGGAGGCUCUCAAGGUGUUUGACCUUCGCAAGAAGCAGAACCGCGUCUAG